Sphenostylis stenocarpa is the source of this 783-nucleotide messenger RNA. The record is from the annotation of a GenBank genome assembly. Lineage: Eukaryota; Viridiplantae; Streptophyta; Magnoliopsida; Fabales; Fabaceae.
AUGCCGUCGCCGCCGCCGGCGAACACGCAUCAAGUAUUGGAGAUCAACUUGAUCUCCGCGCAGGGCUUGAAGCCGCCUUCGUCUCCUCGGCGAAGGCUCCAAACCUAUGCCGUCACGUGGAUCGACCCUGACACGAAGCUCCGAACUCGCGUGGACAAGCUCGGCGGUCACAACCCUACCUGGAACGACAAGUUCCUCUUCCGCGUAUCGCCAGAGUUUCUCGCCGGUGACACCUCCAGCGUCUGCGUUGUCAUCUACGCCAUCGGCACCUUUCGGGACCACCUCGUCGGCACCGUGCGGUUCUUCAUCAGCAACAUGCUCUCCCGCGACGCCGACAAGUCGACGCCGUGCUUCAGCGCCUUCCAGAUCCGGCGGCCUUCGGGGAGAUUUCACGGCGUGAUGAACAUCGGUGCCAUGGUGAUGGACGGCUCCGGCUUCCCUGCGCUGGAGAAGAUUCCAGCGAUAGGGUACCGCGACCUGAUGGGAGAGAAGAUACAGCAGCGGCGGAGGAAGACGGUGGAAGAGAAAUCGAAGGAAUUAAAGGAAGAGGAAGUGUUGUCGAGCGAAUCUUGCGACAAUUCUUGCACGGAAGAGGGGGAAGGGGAGUCGUCAACGGCGUCGUCUUCUUCGUCGCCGAGAACGUUGAAGGAUUGGAACGGAGUGAGGGAAUUGGCGGGAAAUAAAGCGUUGACAAUGUCGGCUUCGGGAUUCUUGUGCUGUUUAGUAAGUCAAAGGAGUGUUCACCAACAAUUUAGUCCAACCAAUCCUUCUCUUGAAAGGUAA